Molecule: messenger RNA, 3194 nt
Organism: Juglans regia (Persian walnut)
Lineage: Eukaryota; Viridiplantae; Streptophyta; Magnoliopsida; Fagales; Juglandaceae
Product: scarecrow-like protein 9
Exons: 2
Coding region: 478-2730 (750 amino acids)
Biological process (GO): regulation of DNA-templated transcription
Cellular component (GO): nucleus
Molecular function (GO): DNA-binding transcription factor activity; sequence-specific DNA binding
Source: RefSeq, a predicted model, not a curated record
CUCACUUUUACUCUCAGAAACUAACAACACACAAAUUCGUAAGACGUCCUGCUCUCUUACAGUUUCUCCACUGCUCUGUCUCUCUGUCUCUCAUCUAGGGUUUCUCUGAGGUACGCUUUACUCUUCUAUGCUUCACUGUAAGGGAAGUCUAACGCGCCACUUCUCAUCUUCUAGGUUUUAGAAGCUGUUCCAUUCUCGUAUUAAAUUUUUCUACAAUGGUUUCAGGCUUAAGAAAGAGUGGCGAUUUCUUCUUGGAUUUUGAUGAUAUUCUCUUCUUAAUUCUGCAACUUCCAUGGAUUGAAGGAAGCGUGUUUUGUUUGGUUGGGGAUCAAAGCAACCAGAGGUCAUUUGGAACAGAAAUCUCGGGUUUGGUUUUGAAAUUCAAAUUUAUUGAGCUUUCCUUUUCGAUUCUUGAGGCAGAGUUCUGACUGAGGCUCUGGAAAAUAGAUGACUUCUGAUUGAGCUUGUGUAAAAUAGAUGACAAUGGAUUCGCGUGCUAGGGGGUUUUCGGGUUCCACUCAUGGAAUGGGAUUGGCAAAUCAAUCUUCUUCGGUUCAUUCUAAUCAAAACCUUAUUUCUGGACCCAGAUUGGAAAAUCCCUUUCUAGAUCACAAGCCUAGGGGGUUUCAUUAUCUUCAACCAGAUCAGGCACCGAGUUAUAUAGCCCCGAGCUUGGAUGAGGCCCAGGGGGAGGAUUCCCCCGAGGACUGUGACUUUUCCGAUGCUGUUUUGGGAUUCAUAAGUCAGAUACUAAUGGAAGAAGGCGUGGAGGACAAGACUUGCAUGCUUCAGGAUUCUUUGGAACUUCAAGCUGCUGAGAAACCCUUCUAUGAGUUGCUUGGGAAAAAAUACCCCCCUUCCCCGCUUCAUAGAACAAAUGAUACCAAUGGAAAUAGGGAGAGCCCAGAUGAUGAUCGCGAUGUAUAUCAUGGUAAUUAUGCCAGCAGUACUAAUAGUAGUAGCUGUUUUGGUGAUAAUUCCUUGAUUCAAAAUCACGGAGAAUAUACCUCCCAAUUACAGAACUCGUAUAGAAAUUCAAAUGGUAUGAUCAGUAGUGUGGAUGGAUUUGUAGAUUUUCCCAGUAGUACUCUUCAGGUGCCUGAUUCAAAUAGUGAGAAUCAUUCUGUUUGGCAAUUCAGGAAAGGGUUUGAAGAGGCUAGUAAGUUUCUUCCUCCCAGAAGUGAGUUUUUUUUAAACUUGGAGGCAAAUGAGUUGUUAUUACAGAAGCCAAAGGCAGUGAGUAGCAAGGAGGAGGUCAAGGUGGAGAUGGAGGAGGGGGAGUACUCACCGACUGGGUCAAGAGGAAAGAAGCAUCCUCAUGGAGGGGAGGACAAUAAUACAGAAGAUGAGAGGAGUAGUAAGCUAGCUGCUGUGUAUGUUGAAUCAACUCUACGGUCUAAGAUGUUUGAUAUGGUGUUGUUGUGUAGUGUAGGGGAAGGUAAGGCCAAGUUGACAGCCCUUCAGGAGACAUUGCAGAACGGGAAAAGCAAAAAUGUACAGCAAAAUGGAAUAAGCAAAACUGUGCCUCGGAACAGGCAAUCGAAAGGGUCUAAUGGUGGAAGAAGAAGUGGUAAGAAACAAAGAGGCAACAAGGACGUGGUGGAUUUGAGAACUCUCCUUAUUCAUUGUUCCCAAGCCGUUGCAGCUGAUGACCAGAGGAGUGCAAAUGAAAUGCUAAAGCAGAUCAGGCAGCACUCUUCUCCUUUUGGGGAUGGAAAUCAAAGAUUGGCCCAUAUCUUUGCUGAUGGCCUUGAGGCACGAUUGGCUGGCACUGGUAGCCAGAUAUAUAAAGGUCUAGUUAAUAAAAGAACACCUGCUGCUGAUGUCUUGAAUGCUUACCAUCUAUACCUUGCCGCAUGCCCGUUUAGGAAGAUUUCCAAUUUUAUAUCAAAUAAGACGAUAAGGAAUGAAGCCGUGGAUACAACAUGUCUCCAUGUCAUAGACUUUGGUAUCCUUUAUGGUUUCCAAUGGCCCACCCUUAUUCAGCGGCUCUCAUGGAGACCUGGUGGGCCCCCAAAGCUUCGGAUUACUGGAAUAGAUUAUCCCCAACCUGGAUUUCGGCCAGCAGAGCGAGUUGAGGAAACUGGACGUCGCUUGGCAACUUAUGCUGAGAGUUUCAAUGUGCCAUUUGAGUAUCAUGCCAUAGCAAAGAAAUGGGAAACCAUUCGAAUUGAGGAACUUAAAAUUAACAAGGAUGAGUUCAUUGUUGUAAACUGCUUGUAUCGAGGUAAGAACUUGCAUGAUGAAUCCGUGUCAGUUGACAGUUCAAGAGAUAUCUUCCUCAAUUUGGUGAGGAAGAUCAAUCCAGAUAUUUUCGUCCAUGGGGUUGUUAAUGGUGCAUUCAAUGCCCCCUUUUUCGUUACGCGGUUUCGAGAGGCAUUGUUUCACUAUUCUGCACUGUUUGAUAUGCUCGAAACUGUUGUACCUCACGAGGAUCGUGAAAGGAUGCUGCUUGAGAAAGAAAUCUUUGGUAGGGAGGCUUUGAAUGUCAUAGCAUGUGAAGGCUGGGAGAGAGUGGAGAGGCCCGAGACAUACAAGCAAUGGCAAGUCCGAAACCUAAGGGCUGGGUUUGCCCAGCUGCCUUUUGACCGGGAGCUUGUGGAGAUGGCAAUGGAUAAGGUGAGGUCCAGCUACCACAAGGAUUUCGUCAUUGAUGAAGAUAGUCGGUGGCUGUUGCAAGGAUGGAAGGGGCGAACCACCUAUGCCCUUUCUUGUUGGAAACCGGCUUAGUGAACUUGACAGGCACACUUACUAAUUGGCCUUCCUCUCGUCUCCUUGGCAUUUGAAACUGGUGAUUGAGCUCCCAAGGCAAUACUGCUAGUUGAUUCUUUUUUGUUUUACCAAUAUGCCUUUUGCAGUUGCUGUCAUCUGUGAUUUAUCUGCUUACUUUAUAAUUGAGUAAUUGGUAACCUGGCAGUUAUAUGUGGUCAGACUGGAGAGAUGGUUGUUGGGUAAAGCAGGGGUAUGCAGUCACUUGUAGAAAGACUUGCAGAUUUUAGUUAUAGCCCUUUGUCACCACAAAUGCUGUAUUUUAACAAAGCUUCCUGAGUCUGUCCAAUCGGUUAUUGAAUGUUGUCUAAUGCACAUAGUCAACUUCACAUUAACAUGUAAGGGAUGAAACUCAUGCAACAGGGUUAUUAAUGAAAUAAUAGUUUAUUUUCCCCUGGGGAGGGGGCUCUUGUUUGCUGCUGAUA